AUGGGAAUCGUUGUGAUAGCCAGCGCGGCUUCUUGUGCUUCAUUGCUGGUGGUGAUCGUCUGCUUGCUGGCUGCUUUCGAUGUUUCCCGCGAGAUCGAGGCGGCCACUGAAGAACUAGCGAGGGAAAUGGCCGAGUUUAAAGAAUCGACAGACCAGCUGUGGAAUGGAAUUCGCUCCAACGGCUUCCGCGGAAAGCGCCAAGCAUACGGCGCCCAGCCACCUGGUGGAUACGUCGAAGCGAAUGUCGCUGAAUGGGUCCGGCGUGUCAAUGUGAUGUGGAAAGGCAAAGGAAGUGCCCGCCUGGACCAUCUGGACCGAAAGGAACUCCCGGGAACCCAGGGCCCAAUGGUUAUGCGGGAAUUGAUGGAAAACCAGGUCAUGACGCCGAGGACGUUACCCCCGGACAAUACGAUACCCCGCCAUGCUUCAUGUGCCAACCCGGACCCCAAGGUCCACCUGGACCUUCAGGAAGGCCCGGACCUCGCGGGUCCGAUGGGCGUCGAAGGACCUCCUGGACCGGACGGCGGCCCUGGCGAGGAAGGUCCUCUGGGCCGUAUUGGACGUGACGCCGAAUACUGCCCCUGCCCACCCAAACGCGCCAGCGCUGCCGGCGCCUACACGCUACCACGUGGA
This is a messenger RNA of Mesorhabditis spiculigera, 633 nucleotides long. Lineage: Eukaryota; Metazoa; Nematoda; Chromadorea; Rhabditida; Rhabditidae. The record is from the annotation of a GenBank genome assembly.